ACACACACACACACACACACACACACCCUCUGAAGACCAGGCUUCAGGCAAGUACACCGUUUUCUACACUUCUGCUUCACUUGUUUUCUGUGCUCACUGGAGUGAUAAUCAUGGCUCAUUCAACUGUAAGUGUCCAGCCAGCCAUGAUUCUGGCCCCUGAUAACUUCAAGCAAAACAUGUGGAGCACAGGAGUGUGUGACUGCUGCGACGACAUGGGCAUCUGUUGCUGUGGUUUAUGGUGCACAUACUGCCUCAUGUGUCAGACCAGUGAGAACUUUGGAGAGUGUCUCUGUCUCCCCAUGCUGGAGAUUUGCUUCGGAGGCAUUUUGCAUCCAAUCACAUUCGCCAUGAGGAGCAGUAUGAGAGAGAGAUACCAGAUCAGGGGUUCGAUUCAGGACGACUGCUGCGCGGUGACCUGCUGCACGGUGUGUGUCUGGUGUCAGAUGGCCAGAGAGCUGAAGGCUCGUCGACAGAAUCUGGUGGUCAUCAACUCCACCGUACACACGAUCCACCAGCAGCCUCAAGCCUUCAACCAGCCGACUCAAGCCGUCAAUAUGGGCUACCAGCCUCCGGGAUACCAGUGACCUUUAACCUCGAGCUCCCCGGAGAGCAACACCUGCUGUUCUGUUGAAGUUACGUAGUCGUCAGGAAAUCUGUUAAGAAGUUAUUUCUAUAUUCAUACCUAUAGCCUACUUGUUUAACGAGGCCAAUAUUUUUUUCUGAACAAAUAACGGUUUUAUUUUUUUAUUUUCUCUAUAGACAAAUUGCCAAAUGUAGAUUUAUAUAUAUAUAUAUUAAACUGAUUAAAACUG
Molecule: messenger RNA, 812 nt
Organism: Rhinichthys klamathensis goyatoka
Lineage: Eukaryota; Metazoa; Chordata; Actinopteri; Cypriniformes; Leuciscidae
Gene: ponzr6
Product: plac8 onzin related protein 6
Exons: 4
Coding region: 111-584 (157 amino acids)
Source: RefSeq, a predicted model, not a curated record